Lolium rigidum is the source of this 934-nucleotide messenger RNA. RefSeq lists its product as uncharacterized. NCBI's taxonomy places the organism in Eukaryota, Viridiplantae, Streptophyta, Magnoliopsida, Poales, Poaceae. The transcript is spliced from 2 exons. The record is from RefSeq and is a predicted model, not a curated record. The coding region runs from base 1 to 864 and encodes 287 amino acids.
AUGGCAGCCGGGAGGAGGCUCUCGGAGCUGCUCCUGGACCACCAGGAGCCGUUCCUCCUCGAGGCCGCCAAGACCAGGAGGCUGCGGCGCGGCCGCACCAGCGCUCCUGGAGGAGGAGCUUGCUGCCCCGUGGCCGCGUGCCGGCGCCUGCUCAGGCUCUGCAGCUUCAAGAAGCGGGGCGUCGGCAUUGCCGGCCUGCGGACCGCGCUGAGGAGGGUGCUGCGCUGGGAGAGCCUCGGCGCCGGCGGGUGCUUCCUCCCCGUCGGCGGCGGCGACGGCGAGUUCCGCCGGCUAAGGCGCCGAUCCGCGGGCGACAGCGGCGAGUGCGACGCCCGCGCCAUGGAGUUCGGCGACGACGAGCACGACCGGGCGAGGUGGAAGGCGGACAUGGAGAUGGAGGUUGACUGCUCGCGGCAGCUCAGCCCCGUCUCCGUUCUCGAGCUGCAUUCCGACGUCGACGAGUCUCCGGUGCAUUCCUUCUGGGAGGACGAGAAGCCAUCAACCUCCGGGAGCUCACCUGCAUCCGAAGACUUCCACGGCCCGACCUCGCCAUGCUUCACCUACGACAUUGUAGACGACAAGGCGUGCGCGAUGGACACGACGGAAGAAGAGGACGAAGAGGCGGUCAGAAACCACCGCAGGUCCAUCGAGGCGCAGAUCUCCGCGUGGGAGAGGAUCGCCGGGGACAUCGCCAAGAUCCCCGGCAUGGUGGAGCAGGACCUGGCGCAGUACAUGCAGCAGUGGCGGCCUGAGGUCAGGGAGAUCGGCGCCAGGAUUGAGACCCUCAUCUUCGAGGACAUGAGGAGGGAGACCGUCUGUGACAUGCUCGCCUCACGCUGUACAUUGGCACCAACAUCUUGUUGACCAUCAUCAGACACAGAGAGAAGUGAGGCUCUGGGAGUGUGCUUAUAAAAAUGAUACAGUAUUAGUAGAG